UUUGCGAGGGAAACUUUCGUCGGAAAAGCGUCGGUUUUUUUGGGUAUUUUUAAUCGCCGGUUAGAGAUGUGUCCGUCUUCCCUGAAUCCCCAUCUCUGUGAGCCGAAGCAAAAUGAUUCGCGGCGGAAGAAACAACAUUACUUCCGCUCCGGCGUUCUCGAACGACGCAAAGAAGCUGCUUCUAUGUACAGCAAACUCCGUCUCUGUUUACAGCGUCGCCACUGGCUUAAAGGUUGCUUCACUCGAGGGUCAUGCAGCACCUGUGACGACUGUGAUUGUUGAUCUGAAGCACGACGAAACCUUCAGUUACUGUUGGACUUCCUCCCUCGAUGUUUUUCGUCUUUGGGAGUUCUCGGAGCCAAAGCUUUUGAAGACAUUUGAUACCCACCUUCCUAUUUACUCUCUGGUGACGAUUCCACUUCACGUGUCACGUUCUUUGAUUGCUUAUGUUUCGGUUGAGGACUACUCAAGUUUGUCCAGAGAUAUGUUUGGACAAAUCCGUAGAUUUAUUCUCACUGAAGAGCCUCUUCCUAGUGGAGACAUUUUGAAAGAGAUGGAAGAACCAAAACCUAUUGUUGUAAGUCCCUCAAGAGAGUUUUUUGGCGUCUGUCAUGGUUGCAAUAUACAUUUAUGGAAUGCCUCGUUGGGGGCAUCAGAGCAUCUCAUGCCAAAGGAGACGACAUUACGUCACACACAGUUGAUUACUGCUUUUGCUUUCCAUCCCAACCAUAAAAUAUUAGCAGCCGGCGAUGUAACAGGAAGAGUGUUAAUUUGGAAGGAUAUUGGUAAUGGGGAACUUACUUCAGUGAAAAGUGAAGAUGAUCAUGAAUCUUGCACUAUUUUCAAUUGGCACUCCGCCGAAGUAACCGUCCUUAAUUUCUCUUUAGAUGGAGCACUUUUGUAUUCUGGGGUAAAAGAAGGUGUUCUUGUUGUUUGGGAGCUUGAUACCAGGAAGAAGCAAGUUUUGCCAAAGAUAGGAUCUCCCUUGUUGCAUUUUAUCAUCUCUUCAGAUCCAACUAUUUCUUCUGUUACUUGUGCAGAUAAUCAGAUGUAUCUUCUUAAAAUGCCUUCCAUGGAGAUAUUGAGAACGAUAUCUGGAAUCAAGCCUCGAAGAUCAGACCCUAUAGGGUUUAUAAGCUACCUCAGAACUCUGGAUAUAUGCCUCAUCAGAACUGUGUUCAUUGAUCGUUCUUCCGGUAUAGCUGCUCUCUGCACAGCGAAUCAUCGUGUUCAGCUUUACAACCUCUUAAGUGACCAUGAAAUUUCAGAGGUUCAAGUUUGCGAGAGAAAUCACCAUCCUGAUGAUAAUGAAGUUCGGGUUUCCUUGACAGCGGUUGCUCUCUCUCGGAAUGGCUCAGUGAUGAGUACAGCUGAGGCCAGAUUUGCUGCUAGUAAUCUCAGUGAAGGCUUAGUUUCUCUCAAGUUUUGGGUGUUUGUACCAGACAGCAAAACUUUUAGCUUAUCAACAGUCAUAAAUCAACCUCACAGUGAAGCUGCUAUCACAGUCAUUGCCCUUAACCCCACCCGUUCCAUGGCUGUUAGUAUAUCUUCUGCUGGGGACUUCAAGAUUUGGGUUUGCAAUAGCGACAAGAAUCUGACACCUGAGGAUUCAAACUGGAUAUGUCAUGGAGCUGGCUCUUAUAAGAGAACACCAAUGACAGCUGCUGUUUUUUCCGGGGAUGGUUCUUGUCUGUUUCUUGCGGCUAAAACAGUUCUUCUGAUAUGGCAUCCGUUAAAGAACAAACUUUUGUUUGAAGUUGGAAAGGCUAAUGUGCCAAUUAUGGAACUCUCAGUGACUGGAGGAGGCUUCCUUAUUGCUGCAUCUCAUGGCUUUAAACCGCACUUGUCCGUCUGGGACUUGAUGACGUUCAAUUUAUCAUGGUCAUACAGAUUACACGUACAAGCCGUUGCCACUGAAGUGGACUCUCCAUGCUUUGCAGUUUUAACAUGGCUUCCAGAAUCUUAUAGGUCGGCAAAAUCUAAUGAACAGAUCUUCCGCGGGAAAGAUGGCGCUAUCCUCUUGUUUGAUGGGUCAAGCUCUAAACCGGUAGCUGUUUGGACUGUAAUGAAGGCCAGGGGAGGAACACUUUCAUUUGUGGCAGACAGUAAAAAGUCUCAGCCACUUCUCGGAUAUGUAAACAGGAGCCAUGAAUAUGUUCUUUUCGAUCCUUAUAGCGAUGAAAAGCUGGAGAGUAGCGCCAUAGAUUAUGAGGUUUUUCUUGCAGCAAUAAGCAAGAAGAAGAAGAAGAGAUCUAGGAAGGAAGCAAAGAUGUCAGAGAGACCAUGGGAAACAAUGUUUUGUGGAUCAAAGCUCGAUUUCCCGCCUUUUCCUGAUGUGUGCUCUGCUAUCUUUGGUUCCCAGAUGAUUAAAAAGGAGUGUGAAAGAGUAGAGUAGCUCUUAAGAGACCACAUGUUUUGAAACCCAUUUUAAUAACACCAUUUUGUUGGUAGCCU
Capsella rubella is the source of this 2454-nucleotide messenger RNA. RefSeq names its product WD repeat-containing protein 75. The record is from RefSeq and is a predicted model, not a curated record. Gene Ontology annotation, molecular function: protein binding. Lineage: Eukaryota; Viridiplantae; Streptophyta; Magnoliopsida; Brassicales; Brassicaceae.